Molecule: messenger RNA, 498 nt
Organism: Penicillium canescens
Lineage: Eukaryota; Fungi; Ascomycota; Eurotiomycetes; Eurotiales; Aspergillaceae
Product: siderochrome-iron transporter MirB
Exons: 3
Coding region: 1-498 (165 amino acids)
Source: RefSeq, a predicted model, not a curated record
AUGUCGGCGACACCUUUAGCGCGGUCUCCUUUGUCUUCUUGUUCCUUACUAGCUGGCUUAUCCACAUCACAGGUCGCUUUAAAUAGAUUAUCUGUGUGUGUACCGCUCUAUAUCUUCGGAUUAGGCCUGAUAGUUAAUUUCCGCCAAUUAGGUGGAUACAUUGACUAUAUUGAGUGUUUUCGUUAUUUGGGCGCAGCUUACCGUUCUCGCUUCUGUCGACCACUAACACGUUGCUGCGGUACUAGUCUUAUUGUUCGUGAUAGACAGGCAGUAAUAGUGGCGCUAGCGAUUUGUACAAACACGUUCUUAAAGCAACUUAAGCAAAGCCUACCGGAAUCAGCUAUCACUGAUAUAGCCCUUAUCUACGAGGGUCUUUUAGCGCAGCUUAGUUACUCAGUUGGUAGCCCAACACGGUAUGCUAUUGUGAAAGCCUACGGCUACGCCCAAACAAGAAUGCUUGCUUCUGGCACCGCAUUUAUGGUAUUGGGCUUUAUCUAA